AUGCAAGUGUCGGUUCUGCUCACGCUGUCAGAUCGUGAGGAAAGUACUGCCGAGAACCGGCAGUUUUCAGAGCAAGGAUCGGCACCGAUCAUCAGGGCACUGAUGAUCAGUGCCCUGAUGAUCGGUGCCCAGCAGUGCCACCCACAAGUUCCGCCCACCUGUGCCCAGCAAUCACCCACCUGUGCCCAGCAGUGCACCCACCUGUGCCCAGCAGUGCACCCACCUGUGCCACUCUGCAGUGUCACACACCUGUGCCCAGAAGUGCCACCUACCUGUGCCCAGCAGUGCCACCCACCUGUGCCCACCCACCUGUGCCCACCAGUG
Staurois parvus is the source of this 324-nucleotide messenger RNA. Lineage: Eukaryota; Metazoa; Chordata; Amphibia; Anura; Ranidae. The record is from the annotation of a GenBank genome assembly.